UCACGCAGAAGAGUGAAUAUGGCGACGUUUCCGACCUACGAGCCGCCCAUUGCGGCUUUCGUGCAUGCCCCGGAGAACACACUCCUACGGCUCGACGUAUUGCAGCCUCCUACCGUCGUAGGCGUAACCUUGAACCGCGAAGAACUGAGUGCUCUGGAGUCUUCUACUCUUGAUUAUGCUGUUACGGCCCCUCGACAUGACUGGACGUACGACUUCAAGUCUGUCUUUGAACCUUGGCUCUCGCGCAACGGAUACCACGGACCUAUGUUCAAUGUGGGAGAUAUGGCCCAAUCGCCUGAGUACUGCGAGGGAAUACUUCAAGACGGAUACGAGAUAUUUCUUAAUACGAUACCCGACGUGCUUCCGUCCUUUGUGGAAGAGCUGUUUGGCAGUCCGUUCAUCAAAGUUUGUCUCGACUUUUUGGGAGCCUUUCAACAACCUUUGGAAAUAUUUUGCGAUGAUGAUGAUGGGAAGAUGCGUACUAGGGGAUGGAUGGCGUGGAGGAUUGCGAGCUUGGUACUGGCUGGGCUGAAGGAUCUUGUGGAGGAGAGGAAGGAGUUUGAAGGGUAUCAGCCAGAGAAUUUUAGGAUUUUGGGGAUGUUACAUUUGUUUGAGUAUAGUUUGUCUGUCCCGGUGUUGGUGUACGCACCUCGUAGAGUUUGA
Coprinopsis cinerea okayama7#130 is the source of this 663-nucleotide messenger RNA. RefSeq lists its product as hypothetical. The transcript has a single exon. NCBI's taxonomy places the organism in Eukaryota, Fungi, Basidiomycota, Agaricomycetes, Agaricales, Psathyrellaceae. Bases 19 to 663 code for a protein of 214 amino acids. The record is from RefSeq and is a predicted model, not a curated record.